Rotaria sp. Silwood2 is the source of this 495-nucleotide messenger RNA. NCBI's taxonomy places the organism in Eukaryota, Metazoa, Rotifera, Eurotatoria, Philodinida, Philodinidae. The record is from the annotation of a GenBank genome assembly.
AUGUUAACUGUCUAUUUGACUCAUACAAUAGGUAUAAUACAUAUAAUACGUUUUAUAUGUAUAAUUAUUUUAUUAACAUUUGCUGAAAUAAAAAUAUCAUCAUGUGAAACAUAUUUAAAUGAAUUUCUUGGUUUUAAUCAUCAAUCAAUAUAUUUUUAUUAUAUAUUAAUUUGGAUUUCAUUUACAUUUGAAAUAUAUUUUUUUAUUAAUCGUUUAUUUGCUUCUAUAACAAUAAAAGCUAAAAAAUCGACUAAAAUCUUAUAUUUAUUAUUAUGUUUAUGUUAUAUUCUUGCAUCAUGUUUUACAUUAUAUGCAUUGAUUAAUUCAUCAAAUGGUCAUGUUAUAACUCAAAAUGAUUUUUCUAAUCCACCACAAACAAUUCUUAUUUUACCACCUAAUUGUAAUUUAUUUCGUUUAAUUGGAAUUCUAUUUGGUUUUCUAAUUAGUUUUCUCUAUUUCUUUGCUAUUAUCUUAAUUCAUCGUUUAAAAGAUUAA